GACGGUAUUCUGCUGUAGGGCUGCAACAGCUGACUGCCGAGCACUUUGCCCAGUGCCUCAAGGAACAAAGAGAGGAAGAAACAGCCAUCCAGAAUACGUGUUAUUAAUUUGUAUUCCCUUCAAAUAAUCAAAGUGCAGCGAGGACACGCGAUGAGGCACGCGGUCGCACCGGCAGAAAGCGUGGAAAAUAAUUCUUUUGCAGUGACAGACCUGUUAAAGAUAUGUACCCAUUGUGAACGGCUAAGCAAAAAGGACUUGGGAGUAAGGAUCCCAAGAACAUUAGGAAACGGACCAAGCAGAUUUAUCCCAGAAAAAGAGAUUCUUCAAGUCAGUAAAGUGGAUGCCAGGACACAGUCGAUAUUUGAGGAUGCUUUUGCAGCCCUCGGUCGCCUCGACAACAUUUCCCUGGUGAUGGGCUUCCACCCGCAGUACCUGGGGAGUUUCCUCCGGACACAGCACUACUUGCUGCAGAUGGACGGACCCCUGUCUUUGCACUACCGACACUACAUCGGCAUCAUGGCGGCAGCUAGACACCAGUGUUCCUACUUGGUCAACCUCCACGUGAACGACUUCCUCCAGGUCGGGGGCGAUCCCAAGUGGCUGAACGGUCUGGAUGAAGCCCCGCAGAAGCUGCAGCAGCUCGGAGAGCUCAACAAAAUCCUGGCCCACCGACCUUGGCUUCUCACCAAGGAACACAUCGAGCGCCUUCUGAAGGCGGAGGAGCACAGCUGGUCCCUUGCAGAGCUGAUCCACGCUGUCGUCCUCCUCACACACUACCACUCCCUCGCCUCGUUCACCUUUGGCUGCGGCAUCACGCCCGAAAUCCACUGCGAUGGCGGACACACUUUCAGACCCCCCUCCCUCAGCCAGUACUGCGUCUGUGACAUUGCCAACGGCAACGGUCAUGCUAAUCAUCAUGACGAUCCACUUGGCAACCAGGAGAUGUGUGGCGAGGUGGAGGUGCUGAUGGAGCGCAUGAAGCAGCUGCAGGAGUGCCGCGACGACGAGGAGGCCAGCCAGGAAGAGAUGGCGACUCGCUUUGAGAGGGAGAAGACGGAGAGCAUGCUGGUGGUCACAGCGGAGGACGAGGAGGGUGUCCCCUCCAGGGACAUCUCGCGACACUUUGAGGACCCCAGCUACGGCUACAAGGACUUCUCCAGGAGGGGGGAGCAUGUGCCCACGUUCAGAGUGCAGGACUACAGCUGGGAGGAUCACGGUUUCUCUCUGGUCAACAGACUGUACCCUGACGUCGGUCAGAUGCUGGACGAGAAGUUCCAGAUGGCCUACAAUCUGACCUACAACACCAUGGCAACACACAAGGAUGUGGACACCAGUAUGCUGCGCAGGGCCAUCUGGAACUACAUCCACUGCAUGUUCGGCAUCAGGUAUGACGACUAUGAUUACGGCGAGAUAAACCAGCUUCUGGAUCGCAGCUUUAAGAUCUAUAUUAAGACUAUGGUGUGUAGUCCUGAGAAGACCACCAAACGAAUGUAUGAGAGUUUCUGGAGGCAGUUUCAGCACUCCGAGAAGGUCCACGUUAAUCUGCUUCUCAUGGAAGCGCGAAUGCAGGCAGAACUGUUAUACGCUCUGAGAGCGAUCACCCGCUACAUGACAUGAAGUGCUUUUGGCGUUUUUAUCGUUGUCUUUUUACUGUCAUUGUUGUUGCUCAUUAUGGGACACUUCAAGAAAAAAAAAUCAAAGUGUGUUUAAGGGGGGGAUUCAACAAAAAAUGUGGAAGAGAUGUGAGAAGCCCUGGGUUGUGACGGUGCUUGUUGGAUGGAUGUUGGAGAAGAGGAUCAGAACAAAAUGAAAGCAAGAAAAUUAAAAAAAAAAAACUGUUGAAGAAAGUCAUCUCAAACUACAAGUGGAUACACACAAACUCUGUUUCCUGCAGUGCCAAAACUGACCAAGUGAGGGCAUCCUGGAGCAAACUCCUGCUCCGUUGGGGGAGUUUGUGCCAGGUCGAGCACUGAGACGCAUCCAGGACUUCAGUAUUCCAGCAUGCAACAUUUGUGUUUGUUGCCUGCUGGUCGAGUGAAGACCCACAGAAAACCCCCAGAAACUUUGAUUCACUGUUAUAUUUGUUAGUUUCUUUAAUAUCUUUUUAUUUCGUUUUGUAUCGAGGAAAGUGGAUGUCGUUGCUGUUAGUAGUAACUGGAGAUGGAAGCAUUAACUUUGGGCAAAUUUUUUUUUUUAACGUGUGCCUGAACUAUCCAGCACAGUGUGCAUACGUGCUGAUGCUGCUGCUCCCACGUUGUAUUCAGCGGGAUCAUAUUGAUCCCCAAAUCACCCCCCCAACCCCAUUUUAUCCCCCUAUCCAUCAGCAAUCCACUGCAUUACCCCUCAUCCCUCUUGUCCCUUACCCCCAUCCCAAAUUUCAAAUGUCAAUGUAAGCUAAUCCAAGGAGUGUGUGAAAACCAGAGAGGUGUGGAGGAAAACUCAAAGAACACUGUCUGAGCCCUUUUUGAGUGCGACUGUACACGCGUGGAUGAUGUUCAUAAUGACUGAGGUGUGUAUGUGUGCGUGUGUGUGUCACAGAAAUGACGGAGAAAAAAAUAUUUGAAUUUCAUGUGUCAAAAAAAAAAAAAAAGCGAGGCACUUUGAAGGAAAGACUUCUUGCUUCUGCUGUAGCUCUGUUAUUGUGAGAUAACUGUUUAUCAUUUGUUGAUGAUGAUGAUGUCUUUAUUUUUCUGGUAACGGGAGAAGAAAAAAAAAAAGCUAAUCAAAAAGAAAAGUUAGAAACCAGGUUUUCCAGGAGGGAUUUGCUUCCGGUUGCCCUAACCACACCUUAUCUGUCUUCCGCUUAUCCCAGCUGCCUGGUCAUCCUAACAACUUUCGAAGCUUUGGAUUGUGAAUUUACCAGUAAAUGAAUACCUCUUCUGUUUUCUCUAUAAGAAGUGCUCUUUGGUGAGCAGAGACUCUUUUUCGGGCUGCCGUGUUCCCCAUUGUUUGGGGACGCGGCGGGCCAUCACAGGGCCGACUGCGGUCGAUUAGCUGUCGAACGCAACAGGUUGUAGCUGUGCUUAUUUCCCUGCGGGGGAAGUCUAACCAGUGCAAAAGCAGCUUUUUUUAAAAAAAAUUUUGAACAGAGGUGUGAACCCUCUGCUGUUUUUGUUUUUUGUUUACUAAAACCAGUAAAGUACUGCAUUCUUCUGAGGGUGAAUUGAGAGAAUCAGACAUGAAUGAGUGAGGAGGAGGAGGAAGGCGAUGAUAAAAGAAUGGUACAUUUGGAAGUGGUUUUGAGAGGAAGUGGAGAUUUUUUUUUUCAAACUUCUGACUGAUGUCAGUUACUGACACUUUUUUAUAUGAAACUAUAUGAAAAAGAUGAAAAAAAAAUAAACUAUGAUAUUGAA
This is a messenger RNA of Plectropomus leopardus (leopard coralgrouper), 3353 nucleotides long. It is a transcript of the gene sesn1, whose product is annotated as sestrin 1. The record is from RefSeq and is a predicted model, not a curated record. Gene Ontology annotation, cellular component: nucleus. NCBI's taxonomy places the organism in Eukaryota, Metazoa, Chordata, Actinopteri, Perciformes, Serranidae. Gene Ontology annotation, biological process: cellular response to leucine starvation; regulation of response to reactive oxygen species; negative regulation of TORC1 signaling. Gene Ontology annotation, molecular function: L-leucine binding; oxidoreductase activity, acting on peroxide as acceptor.